GUGUUGCAUAUUUUUCUUGGGGGGAAGUCAUGGGUUUCUGUUUCGUGCCGGACUCGGUCCGUCGGCGCUCCUUCUGUUUCCGUGUCUUGGAGGAGAGCAGUAGUGUGAUUCGAGAGGAGGAUUUUAUCUGUCAAAAUGCAGGACCCGAACGAAGACACAGAGUGGAAUGAUAUUCUGAGGAAGAAAGGUAUUCUUCCUCCCAAAGAGACGCCUAAAGAUGAUGAAGAGGAGGAGCUGGCACUCCAACAGCAGUCUAUCGUUAAAACAUAUGAGGACAUGACUCUGGACGAACUGGAGGAGAACGAAGAUGAGUUCGGUGAAGAGGACGAGGCUGCCAUUGAGAUGUACAGACAGAAGCGUCUCGCAGAGUGGAAGGCAACUCAGAUGAAGAAUGUGUUCGGCGAGAUGGUGGAAAUCUCAGGGCAGGACUACGUCAAGGAGGUCAACAAGGCUGGAGAAGGCAUCUGGGUGGUGCUGCACCUCUACAAACAGGGCAUCCCUCUGUGUACCCUCAUCAAUCAGCACCUGAGCAUGUUAGCCAGGAAGUUUCCUCAGACCAAGUUCCUCAAAUCCAUCUCCACCACCUGCAUCCCCAACUACCCAGACCGCAACCUGCCCACCAUCUUUGUCUACUUUGAGGGAGAGAUGAAGGCACAGUUUAUUGGACCACUGGUAUUCGGGGGCAUGAACCUCAAAGUUGAAGAGCUGGAGUGGAGGUUAUCAGAGUCCGGGGCUGUAAAGACAGACCUGGAGGAAAACCCUAAAAAGCAAAUUGAAGACAAGCUCAUGUCAUCGAUCAGAUGUUCCAUGCCUACACGAAAGGACAGCGACUCGGAGGACGAGGACUAGUAGUAAAAGAACAACACCUGCCACUCCAAAACAGAGAUUCCUCGUGGUCGCUUCAAGGGGAACAACCUGAGGAGUUUAAAAUACCAUGUUUUGACUCUGAAACAGGUCCUCAGUCCUGCCCGAGGGCACUGGGACAAACACUCUGCUGGAGAGAAUCAAACCCUGUUGAUUUAAAGUGCAGCCUCGUGUACCUUCUGGGAAAACCGCCAAACACUCACUCUUUUGUAAUAAAAAAUAAAUGUCCAAGUCCACCAACAAAAGCAUCAAAGACAAAUUUUAACUUUUUUAUUAUGUUUCAUGAUAAUUAUGUCACAAAAUGUACAUGUGCAUUUAAAUCUGUUGGAUUAAAUGUGAGUUCAUCUCUUUGCCACAAUAAUAA
Messenger RNA from Labrus mixtus (cuckoo wrasse), 1228 nucleotides. It is a transcript of the gene pdcl3, whose product is annotated as phosducin-like 3. The record is from RefSeq and is a predicted model, not a curated record. Gene Ontology annotation, cellular component: cytoplasm. Lineage: Eukaryota; Metazoa; Chordata; Actinopteri; Labriformes; Labridae. The coding region runs from base 136 to 849 and encodes 237 amino acids. Gene Ontology annotation, biological process: positive regulation of gene expression; angiogenesis; protein folding. The transcript is spliced from 6 exons.